Molecule: messenger RNA, 1311 nt
Organism: Zootoca vivipara (common lizard)
Lineage: Eukaryota; Metazoa; Chordata; Lepidosauria; Squamata; Lacertidae
Product: perilipin-3-like
Biological process (GO): positive regulation of triglyceride storage; lipid storage
Cellular component (GO): lipid droplet; cytosol
Source: RefSeq, a predicted model, not a curated record
AUGAUGAUUUAUCCUGAGAAUUUUACUCACUCCAUUAGCUCCCCAUCAGUGACCACGGAACGCAUCAUGUCUUCUACGAAGCCAGAACCGACUCCUACGUCUUCAGAGACCUCUGAGGAAAGUAUCGAGAAUGAGAAUGUCUUGAAGAGAGUUGGCAGCCUCCCCUUGGUGUGCUCUGUCUGCGACUUGGUUUCUUCAAACUACACCUCCAUCAAGAGAAAAAGCUCCUACCUUCAGACAGUGUGUGGCGGGGCAGAGAAAGGCAUGAAGACCAUCACAGGAGCUGCCAUCAACAAAGCACAGCCAAUUCUGACUACAUUUGAACCUCAGAUUGCAACAGCAAACAGGUAUGCCUGUCGGGGCUUAGAUACAAUGGAAGAGAAGAUGCCCAUCCUUCAACAGACGGCUGAUCAGGUUGUCUGUGGUACGAAGGAGAUGAUGUCUUCUAAAGUCACAUGUGCAAAGAGCGCCAUGACCCGCAGGCUAUCGGGGAUGGUUGACAUGACCAGAGACGCUGUCCAGGGUAGCGUGAGGACCACAACCUCCAUGGUGACUGGUAGUAUGAGCCUGUUGAUGGGGACGAGAGUUGGCCAGAUAGCCAAGACCGGCGUGGACACCGUGCUGGGCAGGUCCCAUGCAUUUAUAGAUCACUAUCUCCUGGUUGCCGAUGAAGAUAUGGAUGAGAUUCGGCCAUGUCCUGAAUGUGGAGUGGGGGAUUCUGGGGAGGAAGUGCAGGCGCAGAUCAGGUGUGAAGGGUACGUGGUCUGCUUGCUUUCCUUGCUGAACAAAUUCCAACACUACGCUUCGAGGCAGUCUCAGCGCCGCAUCAGCCACACGUGCCAGAGCCUCCAAAAGGUCACGGAAAACUGCUAUGCGGAAUGGAAGGCUUGGCUUGCCGCCUUGUACUAUACGGUCACACUCCCGCUGAGGACCAUCUACCUGAUCAUCCUCUUCAGUGUGGAAGAAUUAUCCUCCCAGGUUCAAGAGAACGUCCCCCAGGUCUCUUACGCCCUCGAAGAACUCAAGAUGGCCCUCUCCGCCCUGGAAUGCCUGCAGGAUCUCUGCCGAAGAAUCUUCACCCGAGUGUGGGAGAGAAUGUCCGAGGAGGAAAACCUGAACGCGCUUCUCAACUACGUGUCACAAUCCCUGCCCUUUUGCUUCUUCACAAACAGCUGCAGAUGCAGGACCUGCCCGGGCAGCGCCAUAAGGGCCCUCAAGAUCGCACGGAGCGGGCAGGCGUCUCGAGGCACCCUUCCUGGGCAGCAGGGAUCCAGGAUCAGCUUCCAGGCAACAACAACCCCAACCACCUGA